CUUUGUGUUCCCCCACCUGGGAAACACAUAUCCCUACUGAUAUGUGUUCCUCCACCUGGAAAACACAUAUCCCUAGUGAUAUGUGUUCCCCCACCUGGGAAACACAUAUCCCUAGUGAUAUGUGUUCCCCCACCUGGGAAACACAUAUCCCUAGUGAUAUGUGUUCCCCCACCUGGAAAACACAUAUCCCUAGUGAUAUGUGUUCCCGCCCCUGGGAAACACAUAUCCGUAGUGAUAUGUGUUCCCCCACCUGGGAAACACAUAUCCCUAGCGAUAUGUGUUCCCCCACCUGGAAAACACAUAUCCCUAGCGAUAUGUGUUCCCCCACCUGAAAAACACAUAUCCCUAGUGAUAUGUGUUCCCCUACCUGGGAAACACAUAUCCCUAGUGAUAUGUGAUCCCCCACCUGAGGAAACACAUAUCCCUACUGAUUUGUGUUCCCCCACCUGGGAAACACAUAUCCCUAGUGAUAUGUGUUCCCUGACCUGGUAAACACAUAACCCUAGUGAUAUGUGUUCCCCACCUGGGAAACACAUAUCCCUAGUGAUAUGUGUUCCCCCACCAAGAAAACACGUAUCCCUAGUAAUAUGUGUUCCCCCACCUGGGAAACACAUAUUCCUAGUGAUAUGUGUUCCCCUACUUGGGAAACACAUAUCCCUUGUGAUAUCUGUUCCCCCACCUGGGAAACACAUAUCCCUAGUGAUAUGUGUUCCCCCACCUGGGAAACACGUAUCCCUAGUGAUAUGUGUUCCCCACCUGGGAAACACAUAUCCCUAGUGAUAUGUGUUCCCCCACCUGGGAAACACAUAUCCCUAGUGAUAUGUGUUCCCCCACCUGGUAAACACAUAUUCCUAGUGAUAUGUGUUCCCCCAUCUAAGAAACACAUAUCCCUAGUGAUAUUUGUUCCCCCACCUGGGAAACACGUAUCCCUAGUGAUAUGUGUUUCCCUACCUGGAAAACACAUAUCCCUAGCGAUAUGUGUUCCCCCACCUGAAAAACAUGUAUCCCUAGUUAUAUGUGUUCCCUUACCUGGGAAACACGUAUCCCUAGUGAUAUGUGUUCCCCUACCUGGGAAACACAUAUCCCUAGUGAUAUGUGUUCCGCCACCUGGCAAACACAUAUCUCUAGUGAUAUGUGUUCCCCCACCUGGGAAACACAUAUCCCUAGUGAUAUGUGUUCCCCCACCUAGGAAACGCAUAUCCCUAGUGAUAUGUGUUCCCCCACCUGGGAAACAUAUCCCUAGUGAUAUGUGUUCCCCUACCUGGGAAACGCAUAUGCCUAGUGAUAUGUGUUCCCCCACCUGGGAAACACAUAUCCCUAGUGAUAUGUGUUCCCCCACCUAGAAAACACAUAUCCCUAGUGAUAUGUGUUCCCCUACCUCGGAAACACAUAUCCCUAGUGAUAUGUGUUCCCCCACCUGGGAAACACAUAUCCCUAGUGAUAUGUGAUCCCCCACCUGGAAAACACGUAUCCGUAGUGAUAUGUGUUUCCCCACCUGGGAAACACAUAUCCCUAGUGAUAUGUGUUCCCCUACCUGGGAAACACAUAUCCCUAGUGAUAUGUGUUCCCCUACCUCGGAAACACAUAUCCCUAGUGAUAUGUGUUCCCCCACCUAGGAAACACAUAUCCCUAGUGAUAUGUGAUCCCCCACCUGGAAAACACGUAUCCGUAGUGAUAUGUGUUUCCCCACCUGGGAAACACAUAUCCCUAGUGAUAUGUGUUCCCCCACCUGGGAAACACAUAUCCCUAGUGAUAUGUGUUCCCCCACCUGGGAAACACAUAUCCCUAGUGAUAUGUGUUCCCCCACCUGGGAAACACAUAUCCCUAGUGAUAUGUGUUCCCCCACCUGGGAAACACAUAUCCCUAGUGAUAUGUGUUCCCCCACCUGGGAAACACAUAUCCCUAGUGAUAUGUGUUCCCCCACCUGGGAAACACAUACCCCUAGUGAUAUGUGUUCCCCCACCUGGGAAACACAUAUCCCUAGUGAUAUGUGUUCCCCCACCUGGGAAACACGUAUCCCUAGUAAUAUGUGUUCCCCCACCUGGGAAACACGUAUCCUUAGUGAUAUGUGUUCCCCCACCUGGGAAACACAUAUCCCUA
Porites evermanni is the source of this 2100-nucleotide messenger RNA. Lineage: Eukaryota; Metazoa; Cnidaria; Anthozoa; Scleractinia; Poritidae. The record is from the annotation of a GenBank genome assembly.